AUGCCGGACUCAGAUAUCAUACAAGCAGUCAAUGUCCCCCCUCAGAUGUUCGGGCUCUUCAUGGCGGUCGCCAAAAGUUGUUCGUGGCUUGCACAGGGCUCUGAGUGGACUGGAAAGAGGAGUUACGACAUCAUUCUCGCGAUGUCAGACUUCUUUAACGAUCCAGCAACUGGCAAUGCCACUGAAUCUGCCCCACAGCUUGCUGAGCGCUUUGGGACCAGCACAGAGCGUGCUCAAUACCUAAUGGAUUUCAUGCAGCAAAACAUCGGAAUGUCAUUUCCAGAUCUUAUUGAGAUGAUGAAGCCAGUAUUUCCACUAGCAGGUCAUCCCGAAAAUAACUCUGAUUUGUUCACUGGUAUUUUUGUCAUGUUUACUCUUUUGGUUGGGUUGUUCGUGGGGCUACGGUUGUACUCCCGGUUCACGAUCAAUGGGUUCCUUCGCGCCUAUGAUUGGGUGUUAAUUGUUGCUACACUUAUUACCAUUGGGUUUGGUGGGAUGAAUGCCUACUGUUUGUCUGGUCCGACUCACUAUCGCGGUACAUGGGACCAAUCUUGGAAGGAUUAUCACGUCUUUUCAUGGUCCGAAGUCGCUACCGAAGUCCUUUACCCUGUCGGAAUAUUCCUUAUCAAAGCAUCACUUCUUUUAUUCUACUGGGGCCUCACUGCAUGGUGGCCUCUCAGGCUUGGUGCAGCGGUCAUGUUCGUGAUUUCGUUAGGAAAUGGUCUUGCUAUGAUAUUUACGGCCAUUUUCCGUUGCAGUCCGGUCUUAUCUCACGAAGGGUAUGAUUUUUUUACCACGACUUGCAACGUCGACCUCCAUAUCAAAGGCGAAGAGAUCUGUGGCUCGAUCAAUGUUGCCACCGAUAUUAUCAUCUGGCUCAUGCCCCUUCCCAUGGUCUGGAAGAUCAUCCAAGGAAACCGCGAGCGUUUCCUAUCAGCAUUGACCUUCGGCAUUGGCGCCCUGGCCUGUAUUGCAUGUGGGCUUCGCUUCAGAAACGUUCAAGAAUACAGAACUGCUGCCCUAGUACCGAGAGAUCAAUCCAAAUGGCUACUAUGGUGUCUUGUUGAGAUGAAUCUCGCAAUCAUAUGUUCUUGUGUCCCAGCAAUCAGAGCGCUGGUAAUCAAGAAAGCGCCAGCACUCAUUGGCUCUACCGGGGACAGAUCAUUGGGUACUGGUGUUAGGUAUGACGAUAAGGAUGAUAAAGAAAAGGGAAUUUCUGUAAUCAACGUCGAUAGCGCGAGUGAUAAGUAA
Orbilia oligospora ATCC 24927 is the source of this 1251-nucleotide messenger RNA. RefSeq lists its product as uncharacterized. The transcript is spliced from 3 exons. Lineage: Eukaryota; Fungi; Ascomycota; Orbiliomycetes; Orbiliales; Orbiliaceae. Bases 1 to 1251 code for a protein of 416 amino acids. The record is from RefSeq and is a predicted model, not a curated record.